AUGUACUGCGGCCCUGGACAUCACAGUGUUCUGUUUCACAACGUUCGGGCGGCGGCCAGCUUUUGGACAGAGGUAUUUGGAGAGCAAUUACACAUAGAUUUACAGAUUUUUACUUCAGGAAGAGGCAUUAUUGAUAUCCACGAUCUGGUCGAGAUAACUUGUGGCCUUAUCAAGAGAGGGGGUAGCGAUCCUUCUUCCACAAGACAUGCCCACCGCGUAAAUAAGCUCAAAAAGAUGGCAGAUAGACACGUUAAAGAAUAUUGUUAUUCCCCGGUAAAGCUGGCUCGGCGUCCUAACAGUCCCUUUGAAUAUGAAACCCUGCCACCGGUUACAUCUAGUUACCGAAGAUCUCCAAGGUCUCCCCUGAAUCUCGCUCUCAUUGACCCAGGGCAGUAUCCGAGCCUUGGAAAUGCACAGGCCAGAAUUAUUGACGGCGAUGAUGCACUACUACAAUUCCCUGGAGUGUUGUUACAUUUCCUCUCCGAUCCGUCCGUACCGUUAUUUUCCUGUGUCCUGGUAGAUCAUCACACAAGCGGCCAUGCAUCACUGACAUUGGACGAUCGGCCCGGAAAACUUCCUGGCACUGAAAAUGAGAUUCCCAUUGAAUUGAGCGGGCGCUUACUUGGCUUCGAAGAAUUUUCCCUGUUUCAUAAUGGCGAAUUCGGUUGCGUCGCAGCAGCAAGAGCAGGAAUACCUAUUCGGACUUCUCCUUCAAACUGCUCAUAUGAUACAAACUACGGGACUUUGUCAAGUUUACGAUCAUGGUCAGAGCUUAAAGUGUCAGCUGUUCAAAGCUUCGAUGAUGAGAUCCGAUAUAUAUGGAACCGGUACAUGGGAGAUGCUAUGAUGGUUCUCAACAUUCUACGCAAGAAUUUCGAGCUAGUCACCGUCUUUGGGCCAAUAAUAUGCGUGUGGUCGACUCAAAUGAUUAUGCAACUACGGCUUUACGUUAUGUAUAACAACUCCAGGAAGCUACUCGCGUUUACUCUCACCCUCCUCUUGGCAGAGAUGGCAGGGAUGCUGGUGGCGGUAUUUGUGUGGUUGCGUAGUAUUGCUUACACGAACCGUCCUCUCGCCCCUUUCAUCAGCUCAUGGCACAUGUGCGCCUUCACCAGCUCUGGGAGAGUGUUAACAGCAGUAUAUGUUCCCAUUUUCUCCUAUGAACUCAUGAUGUUUUCCUUGGCGCUGUUUUCGGUCUUUAAGAGGUUAAGAGUAGACGUAGAAAGGUGGAAAAUAAAUCCUCUGCAAGCAACAGUGAGGAUGUUGCUCAGAGACAGCAUUAUAUACUUUUUGGCAUGUUUUACUGCCUGUGCAGUGGCAACCGGCAUGUAUCUCAGCCUGUCCACCUGCACGUUUGGUGUCCAGUACGAAUCCCGUCAACAGGGGCUCGGCGUCAACAUCUAUGGUACCAGCGUCCGCCGAAGGAGAGAUCGAAUUAACACAUUUAGGUUGAUAAUUCGUAUAACGACAUGGACGGAAGGACACAGUGAUGCUACGAACCUGGUGACAGUCCUUGAGAGGCAGUUCCAUCUGGGCCCAAAGAGCGUGCGAGAUGAAGACGCCCAGACGAACCGUGCCUCCAAUCGGAAGAUUGGAGCGAGCGGUUCCGACGGGUCAGGCAUGCCCGCGUUUCGACGUGAGGAAUUCAGUGAUCUUGAUGGUGAGAAGCGGUGGAUACGUCCUGUGAGAGGCGUGGCUAAGCGCAAAGAGGCCAUGCGAGCUGAACAUGUUCAGCCUCUUUCGGCCAAGGUUGCACGCGUAAGGGCCUUGAUUAUGGAUACUGCCCGGGCAGCGGCAGCCACGUACUGUCACGGAGUAUUAUAA
Coniophora puteana RWD-64-598 SS2 is the source of this 1824-nucleotide messenger RNA. RefSeq lists its product as uncharacterized. NCBI's taxonomy places the organism in Eukaryota, Fungi, Basidiomycota, Agaricomycetes, Boletales, Coniophoraceae. The transcript is spliced from 17 exons. The record is from RefSeq and is a predicted model, not a curated record. Bases 1 to 1824 code for a protein of 607 amino acids.